This is a messenger RNA of Pisolithus orientalis, 726 nucleotides long. RefSeq lists its product as uncharacterized. The transcript has 5 exons. Bases 1 to 726 code for a protein of 241 amino acids. NCBI's taxonomy places the organism in Eukaryota, Fungi, Basidiomycota, Agaricomycetes, Boletales, Pisolithaceae. The record is from RefSeq and is a predicted model, not a curated record.
AUGGCUGCUGAACAGCAUGCAGUGGGGUCCAGCAAGGUGCAAGAGGUCAAGAUGCUGCAAAAUGAGCACAACUGUGCACCAGCAAUACCACAAGAAUCCUAUCAAGGUUGGUGCACACUCAAGAGCUUACCUGAUGACAAAGCUAGGGAGCCAGGAGUGCCCAAAGGCACAAGGACAUGCUGGAAGAUUAAUGAAGACAUCAAGGCAAGUGAGACAAGGCUGCAGACAGGGCCUACCAGCACUAAGACAGCCAAAUCACAAGCAUACCCACUGGACAUUGAAUCACAGCCAAGGGAGGCCAGUGACAAGGGGAGCAUGCAGGAUGAGAGCAGCACAGCCAGUGUGAUGAGCAAUGAUGCUGUUGACACACUCAGAGUGGAGAUGAGGAUGCUAGCUGGGAGCAGCAUUCAGUACUAUGACAGAGACUGGACCUCUGUACUGAGAUGUCGAUGUGGAUGCAUCAAGUUCGAGGUUCUGGGGCGAGCAUCCGCUUUCAAAGGCAUCAAAAGGCUGUUUGAGGUGUUAGGCACAGUCAUGCCAAUUGCGGCAAGCAUAGAGAGCGAGACACUCAACAAAGGCCAAGGCAUCAAUGCAGAUGCAUCAAAAUGGUACCUAAAGAGGACCAUGCUGAGUCGACUUCAGGACUCCAAGGAUGCAUGGAUGGCCAAACAGUAUAUAUUUGAUUUUACCCUGUGCUGUUUCAGGGGGAGUGUUGGAGUGAAAUGA